Molecule: messenger RNA, 2105 nt
Organism: Scomber scombrus (Atlantic mackerel)
Lineage: Eukaryota; Metazoa; Chordata; Actinopteri; Scombriformes; Scombridae
Product: interleukin-1 receptor accessory protein-like 1
Biological process (GO): negative regulation of exocytosis; signal transduction
Source: RefSeq, a predicted model, not a curated record
UAAAAAUGAAAGCUCCCAUUCCUUUUCUGAUCCUGCUUCAUGCUGUUGUGGUCUAUUGCCUGAAAGUGGUGUCGAAGAGAGGCUCAGUGGAAGGCUGCACAGAUUGGUCUGUGGACUACCUGAAAUACAAGGUGCUUUUGGGGGAACCUGUACGGAUUAAGUGUGCUUUAUUCUAUGGAUAUAUCCGAGCCAACUACACCCAUGCGCAAAGCGCAGGACUUAGCCUUAUGUGGUACAAAAGUGCAGGACAUGGGGACUUCGAGGAACCCAUCAGUUUUGACGGCACAAGGAUGAGCAAAGAGGAGGAUGCCAUAUGGUUUCGACCAGCAGAGUUGGACGAUGUGGGGUAUUAUUCCUGUGUAUUAAGGAACUCCACAUACUGCAUGAAAGUGUCCAUGUCUCUGACAGUGGCGGAGAAUGACACGGACCUCUGCUACAACUCCAAAAUGAUUUUUGAGAAGGCAGAACUAAGCAAAAGCAAAGACAUCACCUGUCCUGGCAUUGAGGAUUAUAUACAGCCAGGAGUGGAGCCUGAGAUUGUAUGGUACAAGGAAUGCAAGCCAAAGCAGUGGAGACAGACCGUAGAAAGGAAGAGAGACACUCUGUCCAUCAAGGAAGUACGGGAAGAUGACAUUGGGAAUUACACCUGCGAAUUACAGUUUGGGAACUUUGUGGUACGGAGGACCACUGAGCUGUCCGUCACAGCUCCCCUGACAGACAAGCCGCCAAAAAUCCUUUUCCCUUCAGAGAGCCAAAUGAGCAUCAUGGAGAUGGCAAUAGGAAGUCCAGUUAACCUGACGUGCAGAGCAUUCUUUGGAUACAGCGGAGACGUCAGUCCACUUAUUUACUGGAUGAAAGGGGAGAAGUUCAUCGAGGAUCUCGAUGAGGAGCGGGUUCAGGAGAGCGACAUCAAGACAAUCCGGGAGCACCUGGGGGAGCAGGAGGUUUCCAUCUCUCUGACUAUCGACUCUCUGGAGGAGAAUGACCUAGGCAACUACUCCUGCUAUGUGGAGAACGGCAACGGACGGCGACAGGCCAACAUCCAGCUUACCAAGAAAGCCGAGCUUAUGUACACGGUGGAGCUGGCCGGAGGUCUGGGAGCCAUCCUGAUGCUGUUGAUCUGUCUGGUGACGCUGUACAAGUGCUACAGGAUCGAGCUCAUGCUCUUCUACAGGAAUCACUUUGGCAGUGAGGAUAUAGAUGGAGAUAACAAGGACUACGACGCUUACCUGUCCUACACAAAAGUGGACCCGGACCAGUGGAGCCAGGAGACCCGAGAGGAGGAGCGCUUUGCCCUGGAGAUCCUCCCCGACGUGCUGGAGAAGCAUUAUGGGUAUAAACUCUUCAUUCCAGACAGGGACUUGAUCCCCACAGGAACCUACAUCGAGGAUGUAGCACGCUGUGUGGACCAGAGCAAACGCCUCAUCAUCGUCAUGACGCCCAGCUAUGUAGUGCGGAGGGGGUGGAGUAUCUUUGAGCUGGAGACACGGCUGCGCAACAUGCUGGUGACCGGAGAGAUCAAAGUCAUCCUGAUCGAGUGCGCAGAGCUGCGCGGCAUCAUGAACUACCAGGAAGUGGAGGCCCUCAAACACACCAUCAAGAUGCUGACGGUCAUCAAGUGGCGCGGGCCAUCCAGCAACAAGCUCAACUCCAAGUUCUGGAAGCAGCUGCUCUACGAAAUGCCCUUCAAGCGCAUGGAGCCCCUGAGCAUCUCCCAUGAGCAGGUGCUGGACGUCAGCGAGCAGGGCCCCUUCAGUGAGCUCCAGACCGUCUCGGCCAUCUCCAUGGCGGCGGCUACCUCUACCGCCAUGGCGACGGCACACCCGGACUUGCGCUCGACCUUCCACAACUCUUGCCACACCCAGAUGAGGCAGAAACACUAUUACCGUAGCUACGACUACGACCUGCCGCCCGGCGGCACGCUCCCACCGCUCUCCACGCUUGGCAACCAGCACACCUACUGCAACAUCCCCAUGACGCUCAUCAAUGGACAGCGGCCACAGUCCAAGUCGCUGCGCCAGCAGAGUCUGGAAGAAGCCCACGGCAACAACGCCAUGCUGCCACUGCUGCCCAGAGAGACCAGUAUAUCCAGCGUCAUCUGGUGA